AUGGAUUCUGACAGCGGUUCCGUCGGCAGCCGUUCCUCCUCCCCAGAGCUGGUGGUGGGCUCCUCCAUGGGCAGUUUCUUCUCCAACCAGAUGUUCCAGGAGUACUGCCGCAAGGAAGGGAGCAGCCACGACGCCCAGGCCAGGAUGGAGAGGAGCCCUGGGGCCUCGGAGGAUCACCCCGGGGCCAAGGGCCGCAGCCGGGCCAACCUGUCUGGGGACGACCUGCAGGACCUGCGGCUGAAGGUGAACAGCCGCGAGCGCAAGCGCAUGCACGACCUGAACUCGGCCAUGGACGGGCUGCGGGAGGUCAUGCCCUACGCCCAGGGCCCCUCCGUCCGCAAGCUGUCCAAGAUCUCCACCCUGAUGCUGGCCAGGAACUACAUCCUCAUGCUGUCCGGCUCCCUGGAGGAGAUGAAGAAGCUGGUGGGGGACGUGUACGGUAGCGGGGCUGCUCAGGGCCACGCCGCCCGCCGCCUCGCCCACCAGACGCAGGCGGCGGCCGCACCACCUCCGCCCCAUCACCCGGUGUCCACCCCGCUGCCGCUGCUGCCCCUGGCCCAGUCGCUGCACUCGUUCGGGGGCAGCUCGGCAGCGCUCGCUGCCGCCGGCCUCCACCACCACGCGGCCAUACCGGGCCAGGCCCCGCACUCGCCGCCCUCGGCCGGGUACCUGGGUUUCCACACGUCGGCCCUGCCCAGCCUGCUGAAGGACCCGCUGCACCUGGCCUCCUCCUACAGGCACUUCCCUGGCAUGCCCUGCCCCUGCUCGCUCUGCCAGCCUCUGCCCGUCUCCUCGUCCAGUCUGCACAGCCUCAAGUGA
Sardina pilchardus (European sardine) is the source of this 819-nucleotide messenger RNA. RefSeq names its product oligodendrocyte transcription factor 4 (gene olig4). Gene Ontology annotation, biological process: axon development; positive regulation of transcription by RNA polymerase II; sensory organ development. Gene Ontology annotation, molecular function: E-box binding; protein dimerization activity; DNA-binding transcription factor activity, RNA polymerase II-specific. Bases 1 to 819 code for a protein of 272 amino acids. Lineage: Eukaryota; Metazoa; Chordata; Actinopteri; Clupeiformes; Clupeidae. The record is from RefSeq and is a predicted model, not a curated record. The transcript has a single exon. Gene Ontology annotation, cellular component: nucleus.